ACUCGUUUUUGUCCCAGGUGAAAAAGUGCCACCCUCUUAUCUCUAGCAACAUGUGGCACUGUGUGUUUCUUCUUGUUCAUGGCGUUCUCUGUGUCUCUCUUCCACACCUCAAUCCCUUCUCUUCUUAACUCACCACAAACGUUGAGAAGGAAACAUGCCCAUUUCCCAUUGAUUCGUGCAGUGCAAGCUGGUGAACCAGAAAACCCAAAAACCAAGAGUGAAAGUUCCUCUGCCUCUGGUGCAGGUGCAGCUCAGUCUUCGAAUGCAGCUGCUCCUAAGAUCCCCAAGAAACCUGUUUAUUCCAUGAAGAAAGGUCAGAUUGUGAGGGUGGACAAGGAGAAAUAUCUCACUAGCAUCAAUUAUCUUUCUGUUGGGCAUCCACCUUAUUACAAAGGAUUAGACUAUAUUUAUGAAGACCGUGGUGAGGUCCUGGAUAUGCGUGUAUUUGACACAGGAGAGCAUGCACUUAUUGCAUGGGUAGGAAUCCCUACUGCUCCAGCUUGGCUUCCUACAUACAUGCUUAUCAAGUCUGAGAAGCUUGAUUAUGAGAGGAUAUGACUUCCAGUUGGGGAAAUGAACUAUGCGAAAUAGAUAAAUGAUAUUGUUUUCUGAUGCCAUAAGAGAGUAUGAUUCAAGAAGCUUGGUUUCAAACACCAUCUGAGAUCAUCUACCCUCUAGCAGCUUGAUCACUUCAAAUGACUCAUGUAAAUUAUUUGGGACCAAUCUGUACUGCACCCCAUUAGAAGUUUUUGGUUAUAAUUAUCAUUGUAUUUGUGCUGCACCAA
Lotus japonicus is the source of this 785-nucleotide messenger RNA. Its product is annotated as NAD(P)H-quinone oxidoreductase subunit O, chloroplastic. NCBI's taxonomy places the organism in Eukaryota, Viridiplantae, Streptophyta, Magnoliopsida, Fabales, Fabaceae. Gene Ontology annotation, cellular component: plasma membrane. Bases 79 to 558 code for a protein of 159 amino acids. The transcript is spliced from 6 exons. The record is from RefSeq and is a predicted model, not a curated record. Gene Ontology annotation, molecular function: oxidoreductase activity, acting on NAD(P)H, quinone or similar compound as acceptor.